Molecule: messenger RNA, 1020 nt
Organism: Angiostrongylus costaricensis
Lineage: Eukaryota; Metazoa; Nematoda; Chromadorea; Rhabditida; Metastrongylidae
Source: the annotation of a GenBank genome assembly
AUGCCACUCAAGGUUUCAGCCGUUCUGGAUCGUGAGGCGGCCAUAUACCUUACUGUCGAUAUACACGUGACGUUAAAGAAUGUAUCAUCAAAGGGACGUGAGUCGCUGGCUUGGGGAAGUGUGCAACUUACAUGUGAACGAACGAUGGGAGCGCAGGUGGCGUUUCGCGAUCGACCCACAACUGCGAUUUCUCGAAGUGCCUCUACCGUUUAUUCGUCUGUGCCGAAUGUGUUGUUUUGUGAUGUUGAGCUAAACCAUGGUGAAACUCGACAAUUCUCCUGCGAGAUAUCGCUGCCUACGCAUGACUUGCCACCGUCGUUUCGUGGUCACUUGGUGAAGUACAUCAAUCGCAUUACUGUCGCAGUACAGCAUGUUCGUGAUCCGAUUAAGCUCAUGCAUAUACCAGUAAGAAUCAUUCCGUCAGUUGGUAUUGACGAAAAUCUGCGACUGGACCAAAAUCCGUUCUUAAUGGAAACUAUGCUACCUGCAACUGUCUGUCAGACAGUUAUGGCGACCGUUGAUGAGAUUACCGCCCCGAAGCGGCCAUACAUGUUCAGCAUGAGGAAUGCACAUGGCAAGGUCGCCAAUAUGACACUAUUUAAGAAAACGUUUCGGUUGGGAGAGGAUGUUUUAGGAACACUUGGCUUUGAAGAUUCUGAGGUACCGUGCGUUCAGUACUCAGUACAUCUGGAAACCACCGAACAACUCACAGAAGACAUUGUCGGAGAGCAUGGCGAAAUGCGAGCCGAAGGAAUGGUGUGUAUACAAUCUUGCUUGGAACUUAGGCUUGAAAUUUAUUUCAAUUUCAUUAUGCUCCACCUGAAGUGGAGGUUGCGGUUCGAAUUCGUCACCUCAGCGCCUCUUAUUAAUGUGGUGUACGGAGAAGUUUGCAAGGCUCCUAUAGAUGUUCCUAUUGAGACGCUGACGUGGAAGGUGGAUAUAUAUGUUCUGCCAUGCAGUCCACAAAAUGCAGCUCUCACUGACUCAUCUCACAGUGGCAGUGCAUCUAUGAUAUUAUAG